This is a messenger RNA of Cariama cristata (Red-legged seriema), 1434 nucleotides long. RefSeq names its product MGAT4 family, member C (gene MGAT4C). Gene Ontology annotation, molecular function: acetylglucosaminyltransferase activity. NCBI's taxonomy places the organism in Eukaryota, Metazoa, Chordata, Aves, Cariamiformes, Cariamidae. The record is from RefSeq and is a predicted model, not a curated record. Bases 1 to 1434 code for a protein of 477 amino acids. The transcript is spliced from 3 exons. Gene Ontology annotation, biological process: protein N-linked glycosylation.
AUGAGACACAGCUUGAAAUAUUUUGACAAAAUGAGAUGCUUGCGGAAACGAUCAGCAGUUUCAUUCUUAGGAGUCCUUGUCAUUUGCUUGCUAUUCAUGAACUUGUACAUUGAAGAUGGUUAUGUUUUGGAAGGGGACAAGCAAUUAAUCAGAGAAACAGCCACGCACCAGCUCAACCCAGAGCGCUAUGUUCACACUUUUAAAGAUUUGUCUAAUUUCUCAGGAUCUAUAAACAUUUCCUAUCGCUACCUAGCUGGCACGCCUUUGCCAAGGAAAAGGUAUCUUACAAUUGGACUAUCCUCUGUGAAACGGAAAAAGGGAAACUACUUGCUUGAGACCAUCAAGUCCAUAUUUGAGCAGUCAAGUUAUGAGGAACUCAAAGAAAUCGCAGUGGUAGUGCAGCUGGCAGAUUUUGACUCAACCUGGUGUGAAGGCAUGGUCCAGGAUAUUUCACAGAAAUUUGCACAUCACAUAAUUGCAGGCAGAUUAAUAGUUAUUCACGUCCCUGAGGAGUAUUAUCCUGUACUGGAUGGCCUCAAGAGAAAUUACAAUGACCCAGAGGACCGUGUGAAGUUUCGAUCCAAACAAAAUGUAGAUUAUGCUUUCCUUCUUAACUUUUGUGCUAAUCUUUCUGACUAUUAUGUGAUGCUAGAAGAUGAUGUUCGCUGCUCAAAGAAUUUUUUGACUGCUGUUAAGAAAGUAAUUACCUCACGAGAAGGUUCCUACUGGGUGACUUUGGAAUUCUCCAAACUGGGGUACAUUGGAAAGCUUUACCAUUCCCAUGACCUCCCACGCCUGGCCCACUUUUUGUUGAUGUUCUACCAAGAAAUGCCUUGCGAUUGGCUGCUCAUCCACUUUCGUGGGCUGUUAGCUCAAAAGGAAGUGAUACGUUUUAAGCCCUCUCUGUUCCAACACAUGGGAUACUACUCGUCUUACAAAGGAGCUGAAAACAAGCUAAAGGAUGAUGAUUUUGAAGAGGAAUCAUUUGAUAUCCCUGACAACCCACCUGCAAACUUGCACACCAACAUGAAUGUAUUUGAAAACUAUGAGGCGAGCAAGGCUUACAGCAGCAUUGAUGAGUACUUCUGGGGAAAAGCUCCUUCUACUGGAGACUUCUAUGGGAUUGUAUUUGAAAAGCCCAUUAAAAUCAGUAAAAUUAAAGUUGUCACUGGAACUGAAGAUCGGCAAAAUGACAUUUUGCACCACGGGGCCCUGGAAGUAGGAGAGAAGACUGUAGGGAGUAAAAAAGGGAGACAAUGUACUACUUACUUGAGACUAGGGGAAUUCAAAAAUGGGAAUUUUGAAAUAACAGAUGUAGAGCACAAAGUUUUGUUUGAUAUUAACUGCAUGAGAAUACUUGUCACCAAAAGUCAAAAAGAAUGGCUGAUCAUUAGGAGCAUUAGCAUCUGGACUUCUCAAACACCAAAUCAAUAA